AUGCGUCGACAUCGCGCGGAGUGCGGGCGACUGGCGCGGGUCGCAGCCGGACCGGAGAUUGAAUGGUCCCCGGUCGGCGGAGCGCGUGCCGCUGCGCGUCGCUCGGGGGCGCGCAGUGUACCGCGUGGGGGGGAACCGCGGUUUGUCGCACGGUCGGCUGGCUCACCGCGCCGUGGUGUCGCGGGCGCCGAUGCGCGCGUGCGGGCAACGCGCCGCGCGCGGCGCGCGACCCGCUCGGCGCCCCGCGCGAAGCCGCGCGCGCCGACGCGCACGGUAGCCGAACCGCGGGAGGACGCCCCGUGCCACCGCUGCGAGCCGGGUAGGGCCAGCGCGGGGCGGCCGCAGCGCCCGGAGCUCGGUCCGCGCGGCUGCGGCGAUGUAGGCCGCCGCGUGCGCCUCCGCGCGCCCCGCGUACCUGCGCGCGCGCCGGCCCGCGACCGCGCGCAGUCGACGAAGCGGGGAGGCCGCGCGCAGGGCCGGGGCGCGCGCGACGCCCGCUUCCGCGAGUCGAGCGGCGGGUCAGCGCGCAGGCGUCGCGGCGCGCGCGCGCGCAUGGACCGUGAGUCCUACAACCCGCGCCGUCACACGGUCGGCCGCGCCACGCGCGACGCGGCCACCGACGGGCACGCGGGGGGGCGAUCUGCACACGCGCACCGCCGGGGCCGCGCGGGCGCGCAGCGAACACCGGCGCAACCGCGUCACGGUGGUACACCGCGGGGCAGCGCGGCACCGCGCGGCACCGAUAACUACACCGCGUUGGGGCGCGCCCAACUGGCGGCGAAGGCGGCCCGAGCGGCUGCUCUCGCGUACGAGGACACCGCGGGGCGGACUUGGGGCGCGCGUCCGCUAGUACGCACCGCGCCGCGACGCAGCGCUGGCCUGUAA
This is a messenger RNA of Dicrocoelium dendriticum, 885 nucleotides long. The record is from the annotation of a GenBank genome assembly. NCBI's taxonomy places the organism in Eukaryota, Metazoa, Platyhelminthes, Trematoda, Plagiorchiida, Dicrocoeliidae.